UGAUGCUGUACGUGUGUGACUAAAAUUUGUGUACUGUGUGUUCGAUUUUAAACAGAGAUGUUGCACCACGCAACAAUGUCGCCCCUCAGUCCAAAUUGAAAAUGUGGUUUGAAUCGCAGAACUGUGCCAUGAUGGGUUUGCAGGCGACUACAGGAGUAGCGGGAAAAAGAAAGUUGGAGGCGGCAACGGCUCCCGGAGAGUCUAGUCCGGCCAAGAACGGCAGGUGGGAGGCGGACGACUGCAUAGCGAGGUUGCAAGCAGUGGCGGUACCGGCGGAUACGUGGAGGGCGCCUACGCCCUCCCUUGCCGCCACGCUCCUCACCGAUGACGAGUUCGACGACGACGAGUUCGAGGAUGAACUCUCGGAUGAGGAACGGUGCGUUGGAAUACCGGAACCUGCCAGGUUCACCCAGCAGCCAUACAACAGGUAUCAUCAGAACGACUACUGGCAGUACUAUCAACCACCUCAGCAGCAAACAAUACGCUGCGAAGAAAAUGGGAAGUCAUAUUUAGAACUGGGGGCUUCGCCACCGGUGCGGACACGGUGUUGUGACGGCAGAACGCGUUGGUGCCACGUACCCUGUUAUCGCCAGAGACGAUUAGCAGUUCUGAAUCUUUCGAUGUGCAAACUCGCAAGGUACAGACAAUGUUCGGACCCAUCCUUGCGUAGAUCCGUGCUAAUUUGUAACACCCUCCGGAGGCUCGAACGAGAGAUGGAGUCCGAGCCGCCCGAACCAAGUUAUCCCGCGUUACCUGAGAUGUCCCCACCAUACAGACCGAACCCCGUGCCUGAAACCAGCUACGAACAAAGCCUAAGGGAUAUGAACUGCUCAGGGAGAGCGACACCUUUCCCAUCGACAGCGCCCGAUACCGAUUCAGGGUUGGGGGAGGACGAAAUGACUAGGCCUAUCAAUUGGGGUUCCGUUCUCAGUCUCACUUCGCAAACCGACCUAGAGUCGCUGAACAACAACGAGUUAUACGCCGAGCUAGGUCUCAGCGACCAGUCGGAGUGGAAAGAACCAUCCACGUCACGGACUGACAAUAUGAACGAGUGGGAUGGUUUUAUGCAUGUGUUAGUGGGGGGCACGUAGCAAUAAGAUGCUGCAAAUCGUUUUACUCAGGUUGUGAUUCACUUAGUUAAAAGACAUUAAAACUGCAGUACAGGAAUUGUGCAGCUAAUUGUUGACUAUAUUUUUAUUUUUUAUGUCUUAAUAUAUUUUUGCAUAGCGAUUGGACUGAGUACUUAGAUGAUGAGACGACCCUUUUUUUGGGGUCAUGGCAAUUUUCACAACUAUUUGAUCUCCAUCGCUCAAUUAUCACACAGCAUAGUAACAAACUCGAAUUUUCAAAUGUUUCACAACUGUCAAGAAAUUGGCAAGCAAUAAGAAAUUGACCAGCAAAUGAACUUUUAAUUUUACUUUCAAAGAUGAUUUAUUUAUCAAAUAAACUUAUAGACUGAUUUUUGACUUAAUUCUUGCUAUUCCUUAAUUAUUUAAUAUAUGGGAUGUUGGUAACUUUUAAAUUAAAUUUAUUUUUUACGAUUGUGCUAUCGUAUGCUAUGCUGUGAGGCUCAAGAAGAGUUUAAAUAUAUAUAUAAUUUUUUCAAAAUGAUAUUAUUUGGUGUUAUAGACCCGUUUUGGGCAUUCCUUUGUACAUAAACUUGUAUAUAUAGUAAAUUGUGAAUAAUGUAUAUAAGAGAAAACUUAUUCUAAUUAGGUCUAUAUUUGUAAAUAUUUAAUAUAUAUGUUAUAACAUAUAUUUUAAAUUGUGUGAAUUAUUACUGAAUUGGCAAUAUGGUUCUACACAAAAAAAAAAACAGAUGACUCCCAAGCUGUACAAAUACUAUUAUAAUUUUUCAUCAGUAAUCAAGUAGAAUAAACUAGCUAUUACUUUAA
Messenger RNA from Anoplophora glabripennis (Asian longhorned beetle), 1895 nucleotides. RefSeq lists its product as uncharacterized. Bases 102 to 1091 code for a protein of 329 amino acids. Lineage: Eukaryota; Metazoa; Arthropoda; Insecta; Coleoptera; Cerambycidae. The record is from RefSeq and is a predicted model, not a curated record. The transcript has 3 exons. Gene Ontology annotation, cellular component: nucleus. Gene Ontology annotation, molecular function: transcription regulator activity.